AAUAGUCUCUUGAAGCAGUAAGAUCGCGAUUAAACGUUUAUUUCAUAUUAAAUCUGUAGUUGCCUUAUAAAAUAGGAUAUCCGAAAGAACAUGAUAUUCAUAAAGCUAUUAUUAAGUAGUAGUUUAAUAUAUAUGACAACAAUGACAAUAACGAAUCCUACUAAUGAUGAAAAAUCGGAUGUCGUGUGGCGCAAUGAAUUGAACAACAAUUUGUCAGACACUAUAUUGCCAUUACAUUAUUUAAUACGAGUUGUAUUUCACACUGAUUGGCCUUAUCUUCUCAUUAUAUGUGAAAUUACUAUUCAUAUUAUGUUUGCAACACAACACAUAAAUUUUUAUUUACCGAAUUCGAAUUGGACUGUAAUUAAAAUGGGCUUAACACAAAUAUGUAAUGAAAAGGACUAUAAAAUUAAAUUACAAAUAUAUUAUGGAAAAAACAAUGUUGUCAUGUUUGACUUUUACGAUGUUUUGUUACCUGGUAUAUAUCUUUUGAAAAUUGAUUUGGCUAAUGAUAAUUUUACAACAAACGCUUUGGAAAAUUUUAUAAAGGGAAGAGAAGAUAUAUUGUUAAUGACACAUAUCCAAACAAAAAAACAGCAAAUAUUUCCGUAUUGGAACAACCCAGAAUUGAGAAUUCGUUUUGAUAUUUCCAUAAAGCAUGAUCGAUAUUAUACAGUUUUGUCAAAUAUGCCGAUACAAAUAUCUAACCCGGCGGUCAAUAAUACGAUGUUGACAUAUUUUCACACGACUCCUUUGAUGUCCUUAGAUAGUAUAGCAUUAAUAGUAAUUGAUUAUCAUCGGAUCAGUAAUGUGGCUAACAAUAAAACUGUUAACAUGUUGUACAGACCGCAAUUGAAAUCACAAGUGGAAUUUUCGCUGUAUAUUAUUCAAAAUAUUACUAGGUACUUACAAAAUUCGAUGAGUGUCUUAAAAACUUAUGUCUCAUUUGAAAAGAAAGUGGAUCAUGUAGUAAUCUUCAAUUUAGAAGAUGAAGUUAAACAGACAUUGGGAUUUGUUUUUUACAGAGAAGCAGAUAUCGUUUACGAUGAAAAUUUAGAUCCUAUCGCAUGCAAAAUAAGAAUUGCGCACUUAAUAGCACGUGCGAUGGCACAAAAAUAUAUGAGCAAUCUGUUCAGUCCAUCUUAUUGGUUUGAUGAAUGGUUAAACGAAGGCUUUAAAAUAUAUAUGGAAACAUAUAUCAUCGAGAAGGUUCUGCCAAAUUUCCGAAUGAUGGAUUUGUUUGUAGUUCAAGUUCAACAUGAAUUAUUCCAUCUAAACACUUAUGUCGUUAUAAAUUCUGUUAUGGAUUAUUGUAGCUAUUCCGAAAAGUACUUAUAUUCUUCUUUUUCCUAUGUCAAAGGUUCCAUUAUAUGGCGCAUGUUAGAAUUAACAUUGUCGUCUGAUAUAUUUUCAAAAGGUAUCGACAUAUAUUUAAAUAAUCGAUUCAGUGAGCCUGAAGCAACAACUUCCAGUCAUUUAUGGAAUGCUAUGCAAUCUGUAAUGAACGCAUUAAAUUACAAGUUAGAGUUUAAUAUAAAAACCAUGAUAGAUUCAUGGGCUACCCAGAGGUAUCCUUUCGAAUUGAAAAUGAAACGAAAUUCUAAAAACGGUAUAAUUAUAGAUAUACAAUUUUACAAAUUGAAAGAGAAAGAUUAUUAUAUACCUUUUACUUAUACCACGGAGUCAGAACUCUAUUUUAAUAUAACUUGGACAGAUAUUAUUUGGAUAACAUCAUGGCAGAUUCCAGACAUUAUACAUCUUGAAAAAGAUGAAUGGAUUAUUUUCAAUUUACAACAAAUUGGGUACUAUCGCGUCUAUUAUGAUACUGAGAAUUGGCGAAAAAUUGGGCGAUACUUGAAUUCUAAAGAAUAUGAGAAUAUACAUGUUCUCAAUCGAGCACAAAUUAUCGAUGAUGCAUUCCAUUUUGCGGUAGAGAAGGAACUUGAAUUCUCAGUAUUUUGGGAAAUUGCUAAAUAUUUGUCAAAGGAAAGAGAUUACAUAGCAUGGUAUCCUAUGAUCAAAGCUUUUGAAUUUAUGUCGAAUAUUUUGGUAUUCUCGUGCUAUUACCCUCAAUUCCAGGAAGUGCUAAAACAAAUGGAAUUUUUAUCAUUGUGGAAUCUGUUUGGAGAACAUAAUGAUUAUACUGAAUGUUUAAAGCAAGAAGUUGCAAAGUGGAGAUGUAUUACGGAGGAUCUUUCAUGUAAAACACUGGCCUAUAAUCAGUUGCAAAAGCAUCUGAUAAAUCUUGAAAAAAACAAAUUGUCGCCUGGAUGGAAGAGGUGGACAUACUGUAAUGGUUUGAAAAUCGCAGAUAAUAAUAUAUGGAAUCGUGUUUUUAAUAAUCAAUUAAUUGAAAAAAUUGAUCCUAUAAUUUUAGAAUGUCUAUCUUAUGUUGAAAAUUCUGAAAUACGAAUGCUUUAUUUGCGGACACAAGUGUUUGACUUUAAAGUAGCUAUUCAUUAUGAACCAACAGAGCGAGAUUACGCCUUAAAUGUACCUAUUUUGCUUUUUACUCUUGCGAGAAAUACAAGGAAAUGUACACUACUUGAAGAUAUAUCUACUAUAUUAAAUAAUUUCAAAUCCAUUGUACAGGGGAGGAGAGUCAAUAAGAUUGCAGCAUUAAUUGUCAUAAUUAACAAUGUGUAUUCUAUGGAUCAGUUGGACGAGUGUUUCAGAGUCGAUGUUAUAAAUUCUUAUAGUAAGUAAAGAAGUUAAAAUUAAGCAUUUUUUAAUAAUAAAUUUAGAUUCACAAAUUCAUAAUUUCAACGCGACAGUCUAGAAAUGAUACUUCCAUACAGUCUAGGGCCUUGAUAAAUCUUCGAUAAAGUCAUGAUUCAAUAGAAACAUAAUCCGGCUUUUAAUUUCUGCCAUUCAUGCAACAAUGAAUUAGAAUAGUCAUUUUG
Molecule: messenger RNA, 2903 nt
Organism: Camponotus floridanus (Florida carpenter ant)
Lineage: Eukaryota; Metazoa; Arthropoda; Insecta; Hymenoptera; Formicidae
Product: aminopeptidase N
Exons: 12
Coding region: 91-2706 (871 amino acids)
Biological process (GO): proteolysis; peptide catabolic process
Cellular component (GO): cytoplasm
Molecular function (GO): peptide binding; zinc ion binding; metalloaminopeptidase activity
Source: RefSeq, a predicted model, not a curated record